AUGAGCGCAUCUGCUGGCCGAAGCAAGAUCCGAAAAGGGAAUACAAAGCCCGAGGAUCUUGACCUGAGCAAGCUGAAAAAGUCCCUUGAGGAUGCUGAAGAAGCAAAUGAAAAUGACCCCCAAGCCAUAUUCGAUAUCUACGUCUAUGAUGACAGCUCCGGCAAAGCUAAAAUGGAUAAAUUCGUCACUCUGGGAAGUUUCAAAAAUGUCCAGGGCACGAAAUUGUCAGAUAUUCGUGCGAUGCUGAAUAACGAGAAUGGGUUGAGUGCCAGGCUGUAUGGAUCCCCCUUCUGCAACAAAGUUGGGGCUGUUGCGAAUGAGGACUUGCCUUUCACUGAGUAUAUCAAGUCGCUCGAUAGGGGUGGAACGAAGAGCGAGGAGAAGAAGGAGGAGAAGAAGAAGAAGGAGACUGACAAGCAGGGAUAUUCUACUCAAAUUCCCGGCGCAGAUGAACCAGUGGAAGAAUCACAGACAUAUGCUGUCUAUUUCAAAUCUCGCGCUUUGACUUCGGAGAUGAACGAUGUGACCAAACAGUUUCUGAAAGAGAAGCUAGAGCUUGAGUUGCGAAAAGCAGAAAUCAGUAAGGCCGACAAACCAGACAUCCUGACCAGCUCGUACGAUCACAAAAGCUUUAUGGCUGGAGCGGAAACUUUUGCAAGUCAUCCCACCGACAUGACCCAAGGACAAUGGAAUACCGUCUUGGAAACCAAUUCCCUUCUGCAUGCAAGUUACGUUAGGCUGUUGCGUAAGGGCACCGUUUGCAAAGUCGAACGAGCCAUGUAUCCAGCGUUCCAGUUGAGACCCCGUCUGUUCCUUGACUUCAAUGCUUCAAAGGACGAUAAAGACAUCGUUAUUCCAGCUAGGCAUUUGUUCAUCCCUCGUUAUCGAGUUGAAGAUGACUCUUAUGUCGAGGUGUCUGAGAAUAAAUCCUCUGUAGCAUCGGCCAUUGCCUCUAGUUCUUUGUCUGAGACUGCUGCUGAAGUUGCUGUUGGUGGAGGGGCCUUCGGUUACAGCGCCGGGGCAAAGGGUGGCUUCAAGGCAGAAGAGAAGGGAUCUGAAAGUAAGGCUACUAGUGAAGAAACAAGACAUAUGACCAUCACGUACAAUUUCCCUCGUGUUGUCCUUCAACUUGAUGAAGAAAGCCUGGAACUCACCGAAGAAUGCGCGAAUGCUCUCCCCCAUGUUACAGACAUGGCAUCUCUCACGGCUUUCAAAGCCAGAUACGGAACCUUCUUCGCCACCCGCGUUGAACUGGGUGGUCGACUACACGCAACGGAAGACUCAGCCGCCCUGGGAAAUGCCAGCGUAUCUGAGAAAUCUAAAGCAAUGAAGGCUGCUGCCAGCUUGAGCUUUUCCUCGUCAUGGGCCCAAGGCUCGGCUAGUACUAGCUCUGCUUCGUCGGCUGCAAAGAAGACCGAGGAUAGAGAUAGUUCGUUGAACGUGAGCAUGACGUGGGAGGCUAAGGGUGGCGAUACCUUGCUUUGCAAUAAGUAUAUUGUCUCCUCCAUUGAAGAAGUGGGCGAAGCUGAUGAUUAUGAAAGUCCCCCAGCUUGGUGUUCCACUGUGGCUUCCUUUUAUAACUGGCGAGUGGUCAAGCAAAACAAACAGCAAGAAAACCUCCUGUCAAUCGAGGAUAUUAUAACUAAAAUUCCUGGACACGAAGAUGUCAAAAGCAAGUUCUCGAGAAUUAUAGAAGGCGAAAAAGCAAAACAGCGGGUUGUAAGUAAAGGUACUAUCCAAGUCCGUUUCCGGGAGAUGGAGACCGGCCAUUACCUUGCCCUUGAGUCACAGCCCAGCAUGGCAAUAUCUGAACUAAUAGCCAAUUUCGUCCCUUUCAUGGGAUGCUCCACUGCUGCGAUAAACUGGGCGAGGGAGAAUCAGAAACAAUGGCGUCGAGUUAUUCUGCAACCGGAGCCAAAUGUUUUCAAUCUGCACGGUAUGGUCGCCACCACCAAUAGCAAAGGACGUGUUCUUGCUGGCGGUGCAUAUACACUUUGUAACAUGGAAAACACCUUUUUAGAAGGUACACCGUUUGGUCCAUCAUACCAAAUCUCCCACAUGCACGAGGGAGCCAAAGAAACGGCGUGGGUUUUCACUAUAAAACCGCAGGACUCGUUGCAGGAGGCACAAUCUGAUUUAGAGCCGGGGGCUAAAGUUGAGUUCAGA
Messenger RNA from Aspergillus nomiae NRRL 13137, 2166 nucleotides. RefSeq lists its product as uncharacterized. The record is from RefSeq and is a predicted model, not a curated record. Lineage: Eukaryota; Fungi; Ascomycota; Eurotiomycetes; Eurotiales; Aspergillaceae. The annotation marks the transcript as partial. The transcript has 12 exons.